Messenger RNA from Colossoma macropomum (tambaqui), 7821 nucleotides. It is a transcript of the gene znf638, whose product is annotated as zinc finger protein 638. Bases 547 to 7650 code for a protein of 2367 amino acids. Lineage: Eukaryota; Metazoa; Chordata; Actinopteri; Characiformes; Serrasalmidae. Gene Ontology annotation, cellular component: nucleus. Gene Ontology annotation, molecular function: RNA binding; zinc ion binding. The transcript has 25 exons. The record is from RefSeq and is a predicted model, not a curated record.
GGAUGAGGAAGCUUGCAUUAUGCACAUGGACCUCAAAUUCUCCUGUGAUCUUCUGGAUUAUACAUGGGAAGUUAUGUUACAUGUCCUAAACGCCAACACUUUGUAGGCGGAGUAUAUAUAAUAGCUGCUUGCAGGAAAUGGCUUCUGGAUAAUUAACUUGGAAUUCAACCCUCAAGACUUACAGAUUUUGAGUUUCAAUUUGCUGUUUACAACAAACUUUUCCUCAGCAUCAAGGUCUGGUGGUAACAUAUCUUUGUUAAAUUGAGCACUAUCAGUUCACUUUAGUUCAGCUGCUUGAUGGAGAUAAAUGAGCUCUCUACUGGACUUCUGGAAUCCGAAUACCAUCCAGCUUUCACAGGUCUUUUUUUUGUAAUACAUUUUGAAUUUUUUUUUUAAUUCCUGGUCAUCCUACUUUGGGGAAUGUUUGCUUUCUGCAGAUUCUGAGAGUCUUCAGGUGAGCUGCUGUUGAGACAAGAGAAAAAGGAGAGAGUGGCUGCACUGGCCCGUUAUGUCUGAUCGCCUUGCACACACUCUGGGGCCGAAGAAAUGAUAAAAGGAAAUAAGGAACUCAGUGCCAAGGAUGAAGUGGCAAACACUACCACUAACAACACAAACAAACAAAUUAACAACCUGCCACUUGUAGCCAGACGUGAUGCCACUAAUCGCUUUGCGUUGUUCUUGGAAAGUUGUGUGCCCCCUGUUACGAAUUCCUUGAGCAACUUUAGGAGCCCGCCUCUAUUUGGACCUGCCUCCCUCCAGUUGGCCCAGAUAAAGGCUCAGCUGGCACUUCACCAGCUGAAUGUGAUUGCUGCCGGAAACAUCACCCCUCCUUUUAUUGCUUCACCUGCCCUGACCUUGCUCAACCUGCUCAAAGUUACCAUGUCCCAUCCUAUGUAUAAUCCCCGUGGAGGACCAUUCUCCAGUGGUCAGAGAUCCAUGGUAACGGGGCAGUAUGGUCUUGGGUCACAGACUGGAGGAGCUCGUCUUGGCCCUGACUCCAUGUCUAGUCCUCAUGGAGGAAUGAUGGUAAACCAGCAGAUGACUUUUCCACUGGCCCAGCGUCAGCCGCAUGUGUCCCAGGAUCUUGAUGCCGCGAUAGAUAUGAACAUUCGUGGAGCCCGGGAGGAAGUGCGACUGCUUACUCAAAUGCUGCAACAGCCGAAAUCAGCAGAUCCCCGCUUGAGGAAAGACAUUGGAGAUGAGGUGCUUCCUCCAGGAGGCAGUGGUUAUACGGUGUCUAGCGUUCGGGGAAGGUCUGAUGAUGUGGACUGGACUGUUUACCAGGCUCCUGGUAAACUUUUUGCUUCCUCGAAUAUAGGUCAUUCCUCCAGUUCUUCACAGCUGUUCCAGUCUUCAGGUUUUGGCAACAGUGGAGGUCCAAGGAGUUUGGACAGCAAGCCUCCUCCAGAACUCCAGCCUACACGUUAUACCUCAGAGAGUGCCAGCAGCAUCUUGGCAAGUUUUGGACUCUCAAGUGAAGAUCUCGAGCUGCUUAGCCACUACCCUGAUGAUCAACUGACUCCAGACAACCUGCCCUUCAUUUUGCGAGACAUCCGCAUGCGCAAGGCCAAGAGGAGUGUCCCUGACCCUGAUCUGAGGACUUCAUCUGAUCUUCUGGUCUCUGAGACACGACAAAGCAAAGUCAUUGAUUAUGGACAUUCUAGUAAAUUUGGUUUUCCCGAGGAGAAAUCAGACAGCUAUUCACAUGACCGCCUUACUAAAGAGCCAUCCAAGUAUGAGAGGGAAGUGUCAGGCUCAUCCUUCAGUGAUGUUGACAUAACCAAGCGCCCACUGCAAAAUCCAGCUGUCCAAGUUCCUGUCCAGGCUCCAGUUAUGGUUCCAAAGCUUCAGCAGCCUCCAGCAAUGAAUCCAAGAUCUGCUUCACAGAGCUUGGAGAUCCAAGGUGCCAAGACAAUCCCUGGAAGACUGCCUACUGCCACGCCUAUACCACCACCUGUCAGUCGACCACCACAGAUGCCACCUCCUCUUGCUGUUGGUCCCUUAGCGCCUAUGAUCCCUUUGGACUCUGGAAGUCCAAAACUCUCCUGGCCCCCUGCCUUCCCUCCUACUUCAGUUACUGCUCCAGCUGCAAAGAGGCUACCAACUCCCACCAUGAUGAACGAUUACUCAGCUGCUACCCCAAGAAUUUUUCCCCAUACAUGCUCUCUAUGUAACAUAGAAUGUAUCCAGAUUAAGGAUUGGAUUGAACAUCAGAACACAAAUCUUCACAUUGAAAGUUGUAGGCGUCUGAGAAAACAAUAUCCCGACUGGAAUGUGGAGGCAAUUUCUGUUACUAGUGCUGAGCCGAAGUUGGAACGUCGCAGUCCAAAACGUCAUGGCCAUUCACGUUCCUACUCUCGAAGUCCUAGCCCCAAGCGUCACCAUGGUUCGUCAAGCCGUCGCCAGCGUUCUCGUUCCCGCUCACGAAGCCCUCGGAGGUACCGUCGGUCCCGUUCUCGAAGCCGAUCCCGGUCCCCCCCCAGGAAGACUCGGGGUGGUUCACCCUCAUACCGACGGAGGUCUCGCACCCCUCCCGGACGGCGAUCAAGAUCACCAGGCUACAGCAGCAGUAGGCGCUCUCCUGUGCGGAGUUCUCGUAGAGUGAGCCCCCGUCGGAACAGUCCUUCUCGCCAGCAGAGAUCGAGUAGCAGUGAGAGACUAGCUAAAAAACUUCUUCAGUCAUCAGAGCUGUCCUCAGUAACUAGCAGUAGUAGUCUGAAGGCAAUGGUGCAGUCAUUGGCCCCAGCGCUUCUAGCUGAACUGGCCAAAAAGAGGAACAGUUCCUCCUCCCCAUCGGUGAAGAGCAGCAGCAGUAGGAAGCGAUCUUCCUCUCCCUCCGCUAAAAGAAGCGAAUCCUCAAAGUCAAGCAGCUCAUCUGCCCCAAAAACCAGCUCCUCCAAGAGUGAUAAAUCUAAGAAGCCAGCUGGUCCUGGGACAUCCUGCCUGCUUAGGCUGAAGGGCAUUCCACUGGGCACCACCCACCAAGAGCUGGUCACUGCUGUUGAGCCCUUUGGCAAGAUUCACACUGCCAUCCUGCUUAAAGCCAUCUCAGAGGCAUCAGUGUGUAUGGAGAAAGAAGAGGAUGCCAAAGCUUUGGCCAGAUGUCAGGAUCUGAAGUUGCGUGGCAAACUUAUUGAGAUCUGUAUGGAAAAGGAUGCCAGAGAUGAACCAAGGGAUUCCAAACAUCAGAAAAAAACUGUUGUCAAGAAAAAAGACCACAACACAACAAGAACACCUCAACCAUCUAAAGUAAAGGGGGUCACGGGCAAGACAGCACAAGCAGCUAAAUUUAAAGACAUGCCUAAGACGUCAGCUAAAGGGAAACAGGCAGUCAAGGCCAAGCCUCCUGCCAAAGGCCCAGGAGAAACUCCUGUUAAGAGGAUCGUGAAAAAGGAAAUUCCCUGGAGGCGAAACAUAGUUGAAAUAACUGGUCUUCCAGAGAAAGGAGUCACAGAAGAAGACCUCAAAAACCUUGCUAGUCCCCAUGGCUUUGUUUCAACACCUGUCAUAGCAGUCACUCAGCAAAAGGCAUAUCUGGAGAUGCCUAACACACAGGCAGCAGAGGCACUGGUGAAGACAUAUGCAGAGACUCCUGCAAAGCUGCAAGAAAAAGAGAUAAACAUCACGAUGAUGACACGGCCCAUUGAUCUUAAUUACACUGAAUCAUUAUUCAGAGUAUUGAUGGGAAUGGAGAAAUUGCCUCCCCAGGAAAUUGCUGUGCUUCCUGAACGUCUCCUCACAGUUGGGAAUGUGCCCAAUGGAACUGGAGCAAUCAAUGAAGUUCAGAACCUCAUCAAACGCUUUGGUUCAUAUAGGCAGACACUGCCCCUCAAUGGCAGGAUCAUUUUUGAAAUGAACAGUGCAGCUAUCGCUAGAUCGGUUUAUAGUCGGUUCCUCAAGUUUCCAUGUAUCAUACAGAAUAAAAACCUUACGUUCAAACUUGCCAAAAUGCCCAAGGCUUCUGACCAGAUGAAAAUGAAACCUGAUGCAAAAGGGGCUAAACCAGUUCCAAAGGUGGGGGUUAGGCCAAGGGCUAAAGCUAAACCUAAACCUACCAAAGCUCCAGCUCCUAAUGUUACUUCAGUUCCAACAUCAGCUUCACCACCAGGUACCAUUUGUGCUGAAGUUGUCACAGCUAAAGCAGAAGACACAGCUCAGAAUGAAGCAAAGUUUGAGGUGGGCACCAGUGCUACUACAGAAACAGCAUCUGCUGAUAUAGCAAAAGCUAUGAAUGCUUCAGAAGUUGACUCCAAAGUCGAUGCCCCACCUGUCGUAACAACUCCCUUUAAAAACACUGACUCUAAAUUGGACACCAGUACUUUGUUUGAAAGGUGUGACUCUAAACCAGACAGCUUUACUACUGACACAGCUUCAAUUAAAAGCAUCGCCCAGGGUGAAAACAAGAUUGAUGCCACUCAAACCAAAGAAAUAACCGUGUUGGCGACCCAGGAAUCAGGGGUUUGUCACUUGCCUACAGUCACAACUGAAAACUGUGAAAAAGUGCCCAUGGACACAACUGAGCAGACUGAAAAACUGCCGAUGGACACAACUGAACAUAAGGAAAAAGUGCCCAUGGACACAACUGAGCAGACUGAAAAACUGCCGAUGGACACAACUGAACAUAGGGAAAAAGCGCCCAUGGACACAGCAGAGCAGACUAAAAAAGUGCCCAUGGACACCACUGAGCACAGUGAAAAAGCACCCAUGGAUGCAAUCAAGCACAGUGAAAAAGCACCCAUGGACACACCUGGGCACAGUGCAAAAGCUCCUGUAGACAAAACUGAGCAUGAUGAAAAAACGCCUAUGAACACAACUGAGCCUGAUGAAAAAGUACCCAAAGACAUAACUGAGCACGGUGAAAAACCACACAUGGAUUUAACUGAGCAUGAUGAAAAAGCACCCAUAGACACAAUUGAAAGUGCUGAAAUAGCAUCCGCGGACAGCCAGGAUCUACCACAAGCUGAGGCUGCUACCAGUGUUGAGAACAUGCCUCUAGAACAGGAUGAGGUUACAAAUAGUGGACCACAACAGGACAACAUUGCUGAGUGCUUAUCAGAUGGGCAAAUUGGGGUUGUUGGCAGUAAUGACAGUGAAGAGCCCAUUUUUAUGGCCACAUCUGUAGCUUUGGAAGCUAAGAGUAUCCCUGUAGAGGAAUCCACACUGAGUAGUCAGAUCACACAGGAUGAUUUAAAGCCUCCUGAUACUAUGACUGAAAAUGAAGCCCAAAUUCAAGAUGACUUAAAGGUUGAUGAACCGGUUGAAACUGAUAGCACUUUGCAAGCUUGUGACAAAAGCCAGCUCUCUGAAAAAAACAAUACGCAACCAGCACCUGUUCCUUCUGAUGAUAUGACACUGGACUUUCCUCCUGUUACACAAGAAAUUUUAAAAGCUCUGGAAGCAGCAGUUCAUCAGUGCCGUUUGCAGUCAUCUUUGAGGCGUGCUGAAGAAGAAGCCAGGCAAAAGACUGAGCCAGAGAAAGUUACAGAUAAGGCUCAUUCAAGCACGAAGAAGCACAUCGCUGCAGAUGAGUCUUCACAGGUGCCUAAGAAAGCUGUUCAUGCUGACUGCCGGAAGACCCAAGCUGCCAAGGUAAAGAAAUCCCAAAGUUCUGCAUCUAAAAGUAAACUUGGAGACAAUGAAUCACCAGAAAGAGGAUCCUCAUCUAGACACAAACAGAAAAGUAGUCCAGAAGUUGGACCCCCCAGCACUAGACGUGGAGGAUCCUCAAGUUCUUCUACUGCGUCUCGCAAUAGCAGAUCAAAUAGCAGUCCAGUUUCAAAGAGUUCAAGGGGCCAUGAGGAGGAUCGCUACAAGAGCCGCAGCACAAGGAGAAGUACACGUUCCUCGAGAACUGCUUCAAAAACAAGGAAAACAGAAAAGCCAAAAGAAGAAGAAGAGGAAGAACUUUUCCCCUUCAACCUAGAUGAGUUUGUAACUGUAGAUGAGGUUGUGGAUGAGCCAGGAGAGGACACUGCUGCUAGCACUGAACCCUCACCUGAGCAUGAGAUUGCCCAAGAUGAGCUCAAAGCCCCCACAACUGCCUCCACACCUGCAAAGAGACAUAAACCAGAGCCCGAAAAGCUGGAAGUAGAAGAACCUCAGAGGGCUGAAGAUGAUACUGUUAGUCCAGAUAUUUUACAGGAGGCAGAAACUAUCAAACCUGCCAUUGGUGAACCAGAAAAGACAGAGUGUAUGCCUACAGAAACAUCAACACCAGAACCUUUGUCACAGGAUGAGAACAAAGAAUGCAGUGUUCCUACAUGCACUGAAGAAGCCUCUCUCACCCAGAAAGAGACCACGGAAAAUGGGCCCUCUUGCCUACUUGAUACAAACCAGUUUGAUUCCUCUGCUACUGUAUUAAAGGACGAACCUCUUCCAGCUUCUGAGGUACAAGAAAAAGAGUCGCAUGCCAAGCACCAGACUGCGGUCCAUGAUACUGAGGUAAAAGAAGGAGUGAACAAUCAAGUACCCACAAUCCCUGAACUUCCGGCCCAAGAUGCUCUGGUAACCCUUGAUGAGGUCAGUGAGGAAGAGGAGGAUUUCCCUGAUGAUGAGGCAGAAGAGGAGGAGCUGCUAAAGCGCCAAGCUGGUGAAAACCCUGAAGCACUUUUGACUGUUGAUGAGGUGAGAGGUGAUGAAGCAGAAGCUGAAGAAGAGCAUUUAGAGAAAGAACUUCGGGGCUUGGUCACUCUUGAUGAAAUUGUUGAGGAGGAAGAUGAUGAUGAUGAUGAGGACUCUUUCAACCCGGAGACCCUUGUUACACUGGAUGAGGCAAGAGGUGAUGAUGAGGAGAUGGAUGAGCAGGACAAUAGCAAGCAAGCCUGUUCUGAAGUUGAAACACCAGCUGUGCCAGAGGAGCCUGCAGGAUCAUCUGGCCUGGAUGAAGAAGCCUGUGACCUAGAGGCCCUGCGCAGAAUGACCUUUGUGACUGUGGAUGAAGUGGGGGAGGAGGAAGUGGAACAGCAAGAAGAGAAAGUGGAGGAUGAGGUACCUGUCACCAGGAGGGGUGGAAGGCCAAAGAGGAGAGCUCGGCAGACGCCCGUAAGGAAAUCCAGCCGAAAGAAAAAGGAGAAGGCUAGUGACCAGACGGAAGAAACACCUGAGAUGCUUUCGUUGGAAGAGACAGCCUCAGUCACUGAUUUGUCAUCCUCGGUCACAAAGGACGAAUACCUCAAGCCAGAAUCCCAGAAUCUGAAAGCAGAGGUAGCUUCAGACUCCCCAGACUCAGAGACUCUGACACCUGGGACAGAGAAGCACAGUGUUGAUGAAAAAGAGGUCAUAAGCAAGCACACCAGGGCCGUCUCUCCUGAGAAAAGAGCAGCAAUUAAAGAGGAAUCCAAACAGAGGCGAGAUGAUGAGCUAAACCAGGAGCCAGAAUCAAAGAGGCCUUGCUCAGAACCUUCAAUAACUGAAGACUUUAUUCUUCCCCCUUUUAGCCCAGACAACCCCAUUGGUGUGGACUUUGUGGUUCCCAGGACAGGCUACUUCUGCAAGCUCUGCUCUCUGUUUUAUGGCAGUGAGGAGACUGCAAAGAAAACCCAUUGCAGCAGCUUACGACAUUACCAGAGCAUGCAGAAAUAUUAUGAGAAGCUGAAAUCUCAGUGUGGAACAGAGAAAACAUUGUCCAGUCACACUUCUGUAUCAGAUUAAAUAGAUCAACAGUUUAAAUUCUUUUGAUUUUUUAUAUUAAUAUUCAUGGAUGGGUCCAAUGUUAUUUUGUUAUAGUUGUUUUGUGUGCAACUACUUCUGUUCAGAUUUCAAAAUAAAUAGUAUGUUAAUUAUAAUGUGUGACGCAACAAAUAAACACAUUUUUGUAAAUGA